Tripterygium wilfordii is the source of this 429-nucleotide messenger RNA. RefSeq names its product S-protein homolog 2-like. The record is from RefSeq and is a predicted model, not a curated record. Bases 1 to 429 code for a protein of 142 amino acids. The transcript has a single exon. Lineage: Eukaryota; Viridiplantae; Streptophyta; Magnoliopsida; Celastrales; Celastraceae.
AUGGAGCAAAAUACAAAGCUAACAAUGCUCUUCCAAUUUUCUAUCCUUCUGCUUGCAUUGGCCACUGUCACUAGCGAGGCCAUCUCUUUUGGCCCUAAGUUCCAUGUCCACAUUGUGAAUGGUUUUAAGACCGACGUGCUCUACAGUCACUGCAAAUCAAAGGACGACGAUCUUGGCAUCCGUCAGACCAGUCCAGGUCAAGAGUAUGAAUGGUCAUUUCACUUAAAUAUCUGGGGCACUACCCUAUACUUUUGUUCCUUUUGGUGGGUGGGGGGACAUCACCAAAACGAUGUGUUUUGGAACAAGCAUGGGUUUAUUUAUGAUUUCUGUGGUGUGAAGAAUUGUAUUUGGAAGCUUCAAGAGGAUGGGAUUUACUUGUUCAAAUCCUUGACUGGCACAUUUGAGUUGAUGUAUGAGUGGGAUAAGUGA